This is a messenger RNA of Diversispora eburnea, 687 nucleotides long. NCBI's taxonomy places the organism in Eukaryota, Fungi, Glomeromycota, Glomeromycetes, Diversisporales, Diversisporaceae. The record is from the annotation of a GenBank genome assembly.
AUGAACUCGAAUGCCGACGAAUUAGUUUUAUCAAAUGAUCCAUUACAUCCAGCAAACCUUAUUCCAGAGUUGUGUAAACAACUUUAUAACCUAGGUUGGGUUACAGGAACAGGAGGUGGAAUUUCUAUUCGUAAAGAUGAUUUCAUUUAUAUUGCUCCUUCAGGUGUUCAAAAAGAACGAAUGCGACCAUCCGAUAUAUUUGUUCUUACACUUUCUACUCGUAAAAUACUUCGAGCACCUGAAAUGUAUCGUCCUUCUGCUUGUACACCAUUAUUUUAUAAUUCUUACACAUUGCGUAAUGCUGGUGCAUGUAUUCAUUCACACUCACAAAAUGCUGUUAUGGCGACUUUAUUGUUUACUGGAGAAACAUUUGAAAUUACUCAUCAAGAAAUGAUUAAGGGGAUUAAACGUGGAAGUGGAGAUCAAUAUUUGGAUUAUCAGGACACUUUAAUAGUUCCAAUCAUAGAAAAUACAUCAUUUGAAGAAGACUUAACGGAAAAAAUGGCUGAGGUGAUGGAAAUUUAUCCCGACACCAAUGCUGUUCUUGUGCGUCGUCACGGUGUUUAUGUUUGGGGAGAAACUUGGGAAAAAGCAAAGACAAUGUCAGAAUGUUAUGAUUAUUUAUUUGAGAUUUCAGUAAAGAUGAAAAGUAUUGGAUUAGAUCCUACUACACGUCCUGAUAAAUAA